AGGAAGUUUAAUCAGCACGCUUCUUUUUUCUCCACAUGACUGCUGCACGUUCGAGCUUCCGUCGUCAGCGUUAGAAAACCUAAAUGCCGGAGGACUGAGCCGCCAUGAUGGCAGCAGGUCGGCUGAACUUCACCAACAUCACCGCUCUGGCUCCGAUGGUCCGGGUGGGGACUCUCCCCAUGAGGCUGCUGGCUCUGGACUAUGGAGCUGAUGUGGUUUACUGUGAGGAGCUGAUCGAUAUUAAAAUGGCUCAGUGUCAGCGGGUGGUGAAUGAGGUGCUGCAGACGGUGGAUUUCGUCGCCCCCGAUGAGCGAGUGAUGUUCAGGACCUGUGAGAGGGAGACGGACCGAGUCGUCUUCCAGAUGGGAACUGCUGACCCAGACAGAGCGCUGACGGUUGCCCAGCUUGUGGAGAAGGAUGUUGCAGCCAUCGAUGUGAACAUGGGCUGUCCUAAGGAAUACUCCACCAAGGGCGGGAUGGGAGCUGCUCUUCUGUCACAUCCUGAUAAGAUCGAGGCGAUCCUUACGAAGCUCGUCGCUGGAGUUUCCAUACCUGUUACAUGUAAAAUCAGAAUUCUGCCUUCGAUGGAGGAGACGGUUAGUCUGGUCCAGAGGAUCGAGAAGACCGGCGUAGCUGCUGUUGCUGUUCACGGCAGGUUUAAGGAGGAGCGUCCCAGACACCCCGUCCACUGUGACUACAUCCAGGCUGUUGCUCAGGCUGUGUCCAUCCCCAUCAUCGCCAACGGAGGUUCUCUGGAUCUUGUGAAGACGAACGGUGACAUCGAGGACUUCAGGAAGGCGACAGGAGCCUCAUCGGUCAUGUUAGCCCGCGCCGCCAUGUGGAACGCAUCCGUGUUUGUGAAGCAGGGGCCGUUACUGGUGGAGAGAGUCAUGGAGGAGUAUCUGAAAUAUGCGAUCCGGUAUGACAACAAUGCCUUCAACACAAAGUACUGCCUUUGUCAGAUGCUCAGAGAUAAAGUGGAGUCUCCUCUCGGGAAACAAGUGCAGGCGGCUCAAACCAACGCUGAGAUCAGUGAGGCGUACGGGCUGCAGGAGUAUUACAAACAGAUCCAGGAGGGGCUGCAGAGCAGGAGGGACGCCCUACAGAGCGUGAGCCAGCCCGACCGGCCCGUGAUGGACGGAGACGUCACAACCAUGGCAGUGAAGUUUGAGCGGAGGGAAUAUCCGCCUCAGAUCACUCCGAAGAUGUUCCUGCUGGAGUGGAGCCGCAAGGAGAAACUGGAUCAGCCGAUUUAUGAGACAGUGCAGCGCUCUCAGGAUCGAGCCUUUCAGUCCACCGUCACCAUAAACGGCAAAGAAUACAGAUCAUCACUGUGGGAGAAGUCGAAGAAAUUCGCAGAACAAGCUGCCGCUAUCGUCUGCCUGCGAGUUCUUGGGAUACCUGAGGGGCGUAUUGGCGAGGAAGACUCGGGUUUAGUCUGUAAGAGGAAGAGAGAGAGGAAGCUGAACGGCACCACAGAAGAAGAGGGGGGCAAGAAACGACAUGUCGCCAAUAGCCAAGAGCAAACGGACGAUUUAAAGACUGCUGCGGCGGCUAAUGGGGACAAUCACAAACCCGGCACGCCGCCGGAGCAGCCGUAGGUUAACAGGAAGUGAACAUCAACAAAAGACAGACGUUCAUGUGAAGCUGGAGAACAAAUCGAGGAGUCAUUUUUGAUUCCACAAAGCUUUUUUUCAUUUUUUACCUUGUUUGAACAUUUCUGGAAUGAACUGGAUAUAUCACUUAUUUAUUCUCCAACAGCAGCUGCUCGACCCUCAUCCUCUUAAACUUUUACUUUUUUAUUUUUCUCUCUAUUUUCUCCUCAGGGAGAGCCGAUGUACACGCUCAAACUGGGAUCUUCCUUGUGGAUAUCGAGUCUUCCACUUAAAUGUUGAGUAUUCACCCCUGCAGAUGCAUCAUCAGUGUUUUUGUUCAGCUAGCUGAUUGGUGUCAGAUGUUCAGCCAGCAGGGGGCAGUAUUUAUUUCGACCUCUGUGCCUUACAGAAAAUACAUUUUAUUCUGACUCUCUGGAUGGACCUUUAAAUCAUCUUUGCCUCCUGGCUGCAUCUUUUAGUGAAAGUCUAAGGUGAUGAAUGUUGAAAUGAGUCUGAACUAAUUUUAAUUGUCAACAAAUUACAGAAAGUAAACAAACACGUUUGAUUUUU
Cheilinus undulatus (humphead wrasse) is the source of this 2165-nucleotide messenger RNA. It is a transcript of the gene dus2, whose product is annotated as dihydrouridine synthase 2. Gene Ontology annotation, molecular function: tRNA binding; flavin adenine dinucleotide binding; tRNA dihydrouridine synthase activity. NCBI's taxonomy places the organism in Eukaryota, Metazoa, Chordata, Actinopteri, Labriformes, Labridae. The record is from RefSeq and is a predicted model, not a curated record. Gene Ontology annotation, biological process: tRNA dihydrouridine synthesis. The coding region runs from base 105 to 1601 and encodes 498 amino acids. The transcript has 16 exons. Gene Ontology annotation, cellular component: cytoplasm.